AUGAAACUUAUAGUAUGUAACGAACUUCAAAGUAUAGAUACAACAAAAGUUUUGAACUCAGAUGCUUUGAAGAGUCUUAUAACAGACAAAGUUGGAGUUGUUGAAAGAAAGUAUAAAGACCAAAGAGUUUGUGAAAAUGUUGCAAAUUUCAUUAUGGUUUCAAACAAUGCUGUUCCGAUGAAGUUAGAAAGUUCUGACAGAAGAUAUGUAGUUGUCAGAACGUCAGAAGCUCAUAUGCAAGAUACAGAAUAUUUUGACGCUUUGUCAGAAACUUUGACAUCUGACUUUUACAACCACUUGUUCUCAUAUUUCAUGACAUUAGAUAUUUCAAAGUUCAAUCCAAGACAAAUUCCACAUACCGAAGAGAGACAAACAUUGUUAGAAGCAAACAAGAGUGUAUAUGAACUGUUCAUAGAUGAAACUGACUUUGAGUGUUUAGAUGAAAGGUCAUUGUACGAUUCGUAUAAACAAUAUUGUCAAGAAUAUGGUUAUAUGACAGCGUCUAAACGAACAUUCUUGGCAAAUGUCAAAAGUCUUUUAGACGUACAGAAUGGUGUAUAUACAAAGAAAAAUUUUUCUGAGUAA
Messenger RNA from Trichomonas vaginalis G3, 585 nucleotides. Its product is annotated as Poxvirus D5 protein-like family. Bases 1 to 585 code for a protein of 194 amino acids. The transcript has a single exon. The record is from RefSeq and is a predicted model, not a curated record. Lineage: Eukaryota; Parabasalia; Trichomonadida; Trichomonadidae.